GUGGUACGGUACAUCCCGGUAUGGCCAUCGAUCACGAUGCAGUACUACACAUCAAAGAUCUUAUCAAUCAGAUUGUCAAUGAGGAUAAUCUCGGACGAGAAAAGGAUAAGAAGGAUCGAGAAAAAGACAAGGAAAUUGACAAGAUGUCCCACUACUUGAUUGCUAUCUGUGAAGGAAUUUCUGAGGACAUCAUGAAAUGGACAGGAAAUUAUGUGAAAAAUAUCAAAAACUCAGAUCUGAAGAUAAACUUAGCGAAUCUGAAGAUUGCACUUAGCGCGGAUAAGGCGCUCAUGCAGUUGUCAAAUUCGCUGAGAAAUGAUGACGACGAUCAGUCGCCCGGAGGGUUCUUGUCAAAUUUCUAUGAGUUCGAUUUGGAUGAGUCCGAUGAAGAAGUAGAGCAGAAUACUACCUAUGAGUCGGUGAGAAGAUUCUUUUACUGCUUAGUCUGUAUUCUUGGUCUUUAUUUUAUUCGGCAUCGCCUGUCGAAGUCUUUUUGGUUUGCAUAUUUUGUGAAUUAAAG
Messenger RNA from Cylicostephanus goldi, 520 nucleotides. Lineage: Eukaryota; Metazoa; Nematoda; Chromadorea; Rhabditida; Strongylidae. The record is from the annotation of a GenBank genome assembly.